GGGAUGUCUCGAACGUCUUGACCAGAGAUUAUCUUCAACCUGGAAAAUCUUCUUCUUCCGUCCCUCCCCGUUGUUCAGGAUCCCGGCAAUCCCCACCCAUUCAACACCAUCACCAACAGUUUCAGUUGGCAGCAGUUCCCCCAGAAAACAUGGCGUGACACGAUGGCUGUCUCGAAUUACGAAAGAGCACAAAAUCUUUCCCGGGGGAAUAAUUCUAAUUCGACAACGUUAGUGAGAAAACCUCGUUCAGUAGUUCAUUUAAUUCUCUACUGUGCGUACACGAAUAAAUGUAAAAUGAAUUACGACAUAACAUGGAUUAUUCCAAAAUUGAGGCAACCCACGAGAAUAUGGCACUUUGCUAGCUCUUUAACAUUCGCCGCUGUUGGAAUAUUCUCCAAAAUAAUUAUACAGUGGCUGAAUAAAACGACGGUCUUGUUGAAAUGGGGAAUAGGGAGAUUGAUAAUGGAGUCACCAGUAAUGCCAUUAGUUGUACCAAUUUAUCACAUUGGAAUGGAUGAAAUCCUACCUAAUGAACCGCCGUACAUGAUACGUGCUGGAAAGCGUGUGACGCUGUGUUAUGGUGAGCCAAUAGACUUUGGUGAUAUGUUGAAGGAGUUGAGGACUGCCGAUGCCAGUGAAAUAGAAACUAGGAAGGCCAUAACUGAUCGAAUUGAUGAGGAACUUAUGAGGUUAAAAACGAUCACAGAGGAUCUCCACGUUAGAUCUUGACGUCCAAGUGACGGCCCAGGUCGUCACUCCUAGAAUUAAAUUGGGUCAAGUUAAAUUGAACGUUCGAGAUAUAAUUGAAAGUGAAAAAUCGAACAAUUAAGAACAAUCAAUGAUGUUUCACUGGUAUUUAAACUUCAUAUGGACAUCAUCUUUAUACACCUCCGUAGCCCCAGGGAGAUUGAACAAAAGGGAAAAAACUUGAAAAACUAAUGCAAUUGGUAUCACAAGGUCAAGAGCCAUCGAAUCAGGUGAUUAAUUACAUUGAUUAAGUUUUAAGUACAGUAGAGCUACUGUUUUUGUAGAUGUCGUACGCAACUAGAGGCCUAAAUGUCUCUGAAAUGUAAAUAAAAUAUAAUUCAGUGCAUUAUUUUAAUGAAAUCUAUUUACGUUUGAGGCUGGACCACCGAUAACUCGGGAAUUAUCGAAUUUAGAGGAAAAUAUUCGAGGAUUUUCUUUAUACGAUUUUUUGAGAGUUAUAAAAGGUUUUCCGGUUUUUCCUACAAAUUUUUAUUAAUCUGUUAAAAAUAGGUUUAUCCAUUUAAACGACGUUUCAACUUUUUUUAUUCUUGAAAUGAAUAGUUUUAAAAAAGAAUUUAAGAGGCUGACGAGGCCUGAGAGCAGAUACAAAAGGCAUCAGACAUUUUUCCAUAAAUCCAGUCAUUUCCAGAAGUACAAGAGAGUCAUCACGCAAUAAAGUGUUUUUAUACUUAAGUGCCUUCAUUGCACUAGAAUUGAACAGGUGAAGAUGUUUCUAUGAAUAGAAGUGAAAGAAGUGGGUAAUCGUGUCAAGUAAACGACACAGGCCAUCCAAAAAUGCUCCUGAUGCUUUAUAAAUGGAUUAUUUAAAUAUUCCGAAAUGACUCACAAUUUUAAUGGUAUAUUUAUGGUUUAAAUUAUCUCUAAAAAUAAUUGAGAAAUGCAAACUGUAGUGGAAAUGAAUCACGUCAUGUGUGAUAAUCAGAGAAAAAAACACAAUAAAUUUCUUCGAUCAAAAAAAAUGGAAACUGACUAUUUCCUUUAAUUGAAAGAAUAACAAUGCAACUUCAAAGCAAAUAUUAUAUUACGCAUAUUUUAAUAUUCACAGUUCAGAUACACAGCACAUACAACGUCGUUAAACAUAUGUUUGUUCAUGAUUUGUAUUUCUAUACGCAAACAACUCGAAAUUCAUUGGCGGGUUUCUCCUUGGCACAUACACAUCCUGUUCAAUGUUUUCAAAUGUUUCUUUCUUCUUUGUAAACUGAUCACUCAUUCCGUUGAUGAUCCCACAUGUUGAUGCGAGGUUUUUGCACGUAAUUAACUCUUU
Molecule: messenger RNA, 2032 nt
Organism: Fopius arisanus
Lineage: Eukaryota; Metazoa; Arthropoda; Insecta; Hymenoptera; Braconidae
Gene: Taz
Product: tafazzin, phospholipid-lysophospholipid transacylase
Biological process (GO): inner mitochondrial membrane organization; cardiolipin acyl-chain remodeling
Cellular component (GO): mitochondrial membrane
Molecular function (GO): 1-acylglycerophosphocholine O-acyltransferase activity
Source: RefSeq, a predicted model, not a curated record